Messenger RNA from Aspergillus novofumigatus IBT 16806, 1323 nucleotides. RefSeq names its product homeobox domain-containing protein. The record is from RefSeq and is a predicted model, not a curated record. The transcript has 6 exons. Gene Ontology annotation, biological process: regulation of transcription by RNA polymerase II. The coding region runs from base 400 to 1323 and encodes 307 amino acids. Gene Ontology annotation, molecular function: RNA polymerase II cis-regulatory region sequence-specific DNA binding; DNA-binding transcription factor activity, RNA polymerase II-specific. NCBI's taxonomy places the organism in Eukaryota, Fungi, Ascomycota, Eurotiomycetes, Eurotiales, Aspergillaceae.
UUUAUCACUCAUCAUCAGCAUCAUCGGAUUACAAUCUCUAUCGUUCAGCCUUUUGCUUUUUCCACAACCCUUCUUCUACUACCGGCCUUUCUUCACCAAUCCUUUACCUCUUCAUAUUCUCCCACUUACUCUCGUUUCUCUUGGCCAUUCAUAUAACUACACCACGGAAACUGGACAGGCACACCUCCACUCCUGUUCUUUGCAUUCUGAAACUACGUCAAGCAAUCACCGUCGCCCGAGCACUCCAAAUACUUGGCUCUGAGUCGAUGCCGCAGGCCGGCUGUGCCUCUCCGAAUCAUCUGACUAUACAUUCCGAUCUGCAGUUGCUCUAAGCCCCUCCUUCUGAUCCUUAGGACGAGUGAUCGCUCCCCAGAUCGACUCCUCAGUCUUGACUGUCUUAUGUCCCAGCACGGUGAGGUGGAUGACAAGAGUGGAAAAAUGGCCAUUUCAUAUGCAAGUGGACUUUCCGCCGAUCACACCCAGUCUCUGCCCUCGUUUCGAGAGCUUCUCCCGCCUCAUCUGCAUGACGAAAUCGAGUCCGGCUCGUACCUGUCAUCCCGGCAACCAUCAUCGCACGAGCGUCCUGCGUCAUUGAACCAUGAGUUUGGACCUGCAUCCAGGCCCCUCUCAGGCCGGACACCCUACGGAUCUCCUUCUAAAAUGCUGGGGGAACGGGCGCCUGUCCAGCCGCGGUUACCAGGGAACGGAGUACAGCCAGCAGCCGCUCGUGGCCCGAGUCCUAUCCUGCCAUCCAUCCGAGACCUUCAAACCAUUCCCGAUCGCUCUCUGAAUGCGCCAGCCACCGGAUUACCAGAUCACCGGGGACCAUCCCGGACGGAUGCAUUUGCGGUUCAGGAAUUUCGAGGGGGUGCCGUUGGCGCACCACCUACGAGUUUACCGGGCUCAAUGGGUGACCGGCGGGAUCCAUAUGCUGGAAACAGCCAGGCCUCUUCGCAGUCAUUGCCGCCAUCACAACAGUCAAACUUCGGCAUCUUGGGGGACUCGGUUGAUUCGAAGAACAAGCGCAGGCGAGGGAAUCUUCCCAAGCCAGUCACUGAUAUUUUAAGGGCCUGGUUCCAUGAGCAUCUGGAUCACCCCUACCCGAGCGAGGAAGAUAAACAGAUGUUCAUGACCCGCACCGGGCUUACGAUCAGCCAGAUUAGCAACUGGUUUAUCAAUGCACGGAGACGACAGCUUCCCGCGCUUCGGAAUCAGAUGCGAAAUGGUGCUAGUGAUCUUGAUUCGCAGCGGCAAUCACCGUUCAGCGACAUGGAGCAAACGUCUUCCGAGUCACCGAAUAGGCUCAACACCGAGCAAGAAUAG